AUGUCGUACUACUUCAAGAAUCUCCAGCCCGGUGUGGAUGAAAGCAGCUCCGAAGACGAGCUGGAGCAGAUGCUGCACGGCAAACAGCGGGCGGACGAUGCCAGCUCAGAGGACGAUGAGUUGAGCUCUCUGACCUUCGGGUCGCUCAAGAAGGCAGAAGACGCCCUGCAGCGCGAGGAGGCGCACGAAGCAGUACACAACCGUGCGCGCGCCGAGGCGCGCCCCCGGGGGAGCGCUCGCAGCCGACAGGAGGCGUCGGACAGCGAAGAUUCCUCUGACUCGGAGGCAGGAUUCUUCGAGGAGGACGACCGGCGACGCGCCAGCGGCGCCAGGCGGCACAAGCAUGCACCCUCCGAGCAGUCGGCGAAGCGCCCGGUGAGCAAGGUACGGCAGAUCCCCGGCCUGGAGUCCGCGCGGCGCGAGGAGCCCCAGCCAGACAUCCGCUUUGACAAGUCGCUGGGCCGUGCUGAGGACCUGGCCAAGGUGCGCAGCAACUACAGGUUCCUCGACGACUACCGCCAGCAGGAGAUCAGCGAGCUCUCGGCGCUGCUCGCAGACAAGAAGUUUCUCAGAAAGGCAUCCGAGCGGGAGGUGCAGCAGCUGCAGCAGCGGCUCACCAGCAUGCGCUCGCGGCUGCAGACCGUCCAGAAUCGCGACACCGAGCGCCAAGUCCUACGCGACUACGAGCGCUCGAUCAACCAGGGCAACAAGACCAAGUUCCACCUCAAGAAGUCCGAGCAGAAGAAGGUGGUGCAGAAGUGGAAGUUCGACCACAUGAAGGCGCGCCAGCGCGACAAGGUCAUGGAGCGCAAGCGCAAGAAGCUGCGGGGCAAAGAGUUCCGCAGCUUCGAGUUCCACCGCAAGUAG
This is a messenger RNA of Eremothecium gossypii ATCC 10895, 867 nucleotides long. RefSeq names its product rRNA-processing protein RRP36 (gene RRP36). Lineage: Eukaryota; Fungi; Ascomycota; Saccharomycetes; Saccharomycetales; Saccharomycetaceae. Gene Ontology annotation, biological process: maturation of SSU-rRNA from tricistronic rRNA transcript (SSU-rRNA, 5.8S rRNA, LSU-rRNA). Gene Ontology annotation, cellular component: nucleolus; 90S preribosome. The record is from RefSeq and is marked provisional. The coding region runs from base 1 to 867 and encodes 288 amino acids. The transcript has a single exon.